Molecule: messenger RNA, 1672 nt
Organism: Propithecus coquereli (Coquerel's sifaka)
Lineage: Eukaryota; Metazoa; Chordata; Mammalia; Primates; Indriidae
Gene: DEGS1
Product: delta(4)-desaturase, sphingolipid 1
Exons: 3
Coding region: 130-1101 (323 amino acids)
Biological process (GO): ceramide biosynthetic process
Cellular component (GO): membrane
Molecular function (GO): sphingolipid delta-4 desaturase activity
Source: RefSeq, a predicted model, not a curated record
GGGCCUCGGGACUCCGCCCCGGCCCCGAUCUCCUCAGCUGGCCGCCCCCCUGCAGGCAGACUCGAGUCGCGGAGCCGCCGCCGCCUCGCAGAACCGGGCUGGGAGCGAGAGCCGGCAGCCGCUGCCGCCAUGGGGAGCCGCGUUUCGCGGGAAGACUUCGAGUGGGUCUACACCGACCAGCCCCACGCCAGUCGGCGCCAGGAGAUCCUGGCAAAGUAUCCGGAGAUAAAAUCCUUGAUGAAACCUGAUACCAACCUGAUAUGGAUUGUAAUUAUGAUGGUCCUCAUCCAGUUGGUUUCAUUUUACUUAGUAAAAGACUUGGACUGGAAAUGGGUCCUAUUUUGGGCCUAUAUCUUUGGCAGUUGUGUUAACCACUCGAUGACUCUGGCUAUUCAUGAGAUUUCCCACAAUUCCGCCUUUGGCCACUACAAAGCCAUGUGGAAUCGCUGGUUUGGAAUGUUUGCUAACCUUCCUAUUGGGGUUCCAUAUUCAGUUUCCUUUAAGAGGUAUCACAUGGAUCAUCAUCGAUACCUUGGAGCUAAUGGCAUCGAUGUGGAUAUUCCUACUGAUUUUGAGGGCUGGUUCUUCUGUACCACUUUCAGAAAAUUUAUAUGGGUUAUUCUUCAGCCUCUCUUUUAUACUUUUCGACCUCUGUUCAUCAACCCCAAACCAAUUACUUAUCUAGAAAUUAUCAAUACUGUGACUCAGAUCACUUUUGACAUUAUAAUUUACUACUUUUGGGGGAUUAAAUCUUUAGUCUACAUGUUGGCAGCAUCCUUACUUGGUCUGGGUUUGCACCCAAUUUCUGGACAUUUUAUAGCUGAACAUUACAUGUUCUUAAAGGGACAUGAAACUUACUCAUAUUAUGGGCCUCUGAAUUUACUUACCUUCAAUGUGGGUUAUCAUAAUGAACAUCAUGACUUCCCCAACAUUCCUGGAAAAAGCCUUCCACUGGUGAGGAAAAUAGCAGCUGAAUACUACGACAACCUCCCCCACUACAAUUCCUGGGUCAAAGUACUGUAUGAUUUUGUGGUGGAUGACACAAUAAGUCCCUACUCAAGAAUGAAGAGGCAUCAAAAAGGGAAGGUGGCGCUGGACUAAGUAUCAUUGAGCCAAAGGAAUUCCUCUUCGAAACGUUAAAAUAGGUCAUAAAGUGAGAUUUUCGCAUCGUUAAACUUAAGACCAGUAAUGCUUCGAAGCUACCCUAAGUAGGCUCUGGCUUUACACAGUCGCCUGUCUCUGUAGUGCUCAGCUUCACUCACAGGAAACUCGGGUAUUAUCGUCAUUGAGGAUGUCUUCGCCCAUGUCUGUCAUUUUGUAAGCAUAUCAUUUUGUAAGCAUAUAAAAGAAGCCUUUUAAAAAGCCAUUUCUAGUACAUUAUUUUCACUAUAAAGUUUUACUUUAUUAAAACAGGCUAGUAAACUGAGCUAUUAACCACAAUGUAUUAGUAUUUGUUGUAUUUUUGUAUUUCACUUUCUUUAUACUACAUAAUACAGUAACUUGGGUACUGGGAGAACUUACUUUGAAAUUUGAUCUGAAAAAUAGUUUUAAAAAGGUCUGAGUUAACGUAGUAUAUUAUAAAAGUUGAGAUGGAAAUAUCUUUUAUUGUAAGCUGAAUUACUCAUUUUUAAUUUUUACCAUUGUACAUAGGACCUAAUUAAACACUUGAAUC